AUGGAGACCCUCAAAUCGCUGUUCGUCAAGCCCGAUCCGCAGCAACAGACUCCUCUCCUGCAGCUGCGAAAGUGCAAUGCUCUCAUGCGCUCCAACAUCCGCAAACUAGACCGCGACAUCAACCAAGUCAGACAAGUCGAAGCCAAGACGAAGCAACUCAUCGUCCAAGCCGAUAAGCGAGCCCAACGAGACCCCACGCGGGCGAAGCAAGCACAAAAAGAAGCCCGCGACUUUGCCCGCGAGCUCAUCCGCGCACGAAAAACAAGCUCUCGACUCAUUACUUCGAAGGCCCAGCUCAACAGCGUCCAGAUGCAGGUCAACGAAGCCUUUGCCGUGCGUAAGAUCGAGGGUAGCAUCCGCGCGAGCGUUGGCGUCAUGAAGGACGUCAACCGCCUGAUCCGACUACCCGAAUUGGCUGGCACGAUGCAGGAAUUGAGCGCGGAGCUGAUGAAGGCUGGUAUCAUCGAGGAGAUGGUUGGCGAGAGCUUGCCAGAGGAUAUGGAUGAGCUGGAAGAGGAGGAGGCCGAGGGUGAGGUCGAUAAGGUUCUUGGAGAGAUCCUGAAGGACCGCAUGCCCAAGGAACAGCUCCCCGCCGUACCCGUUGCACAGGAGCCCAAGCCGGUCGAGACCGAGGAGGAAGAGGAGGAUGCCGAGGCUAUGAUGGACCAGAUGCGCAACAGGCUUGAAGCCUUAAGGAGCUAA
This is a messenger RNA of Colletotrichum chrysophilum, 702 nucleotides long. RefSeq lists its product as uncharacterized. The transcript is spliced from 2 exons. Gene Ontology annotation, biological process: late endosome to vacuole transport; protein transport; endosome transport via multivesicular body sorting pathway. The record is from RefSeq and is a predicted model, not a curated record. The coding region runs from base 1 to 702 and encodes 233 amino acids. NCBI's taxonomy places the organism in Eukaryota, Fungi, Ascomycota, Sordariomycetes, Glomerellales, Glomerellaceae. Gene Ontology annotation, cellular component: ESCRT III complex; multivesicular body.